AUGCGCGCGCCGCUCGUAUAAUUUCUUUCCGCCGCGACUCGCGGCACCCGCUCGUGGCCUGUGCGCGCGCCGUCGGCAACCGCGGCGCCUGCCGACUUCAAAACACUUUGCCACUUCCCCCAUUCCUGCCCGGCCUUCUCCUCUGCUGUCUCCUGCCGUCCUGCUCCUGCGGCGGUCGCUCGCUCUGCUGCUGCACCGGCGCGCAUCAGGACCGUCCUGCCAUUCCCUGCUUCGUCCGUGCGUCGCAUGGACUCCUGCUGUCCCCAGCCGGCCCCGUCGCCUCCAGCCGAGUGCCUGCCUAACCGGCCGAUUUCCUUCCUUCCAUAGCUCCAUUCCAUUCCACUGUACAAAAAGGACGCGACUUCGCCAAUUUCCGUCCCGUGGCCCAUUCCAAGAUAGCAACCAAGCGGCAAUCUUUGUGCGCCCUGUCUCUGUAGCGGCCGGCCUGGAACCAUGGAGUGGGGGGACAAGGCCAGGGCCUCUGCCGCCGCGGUAGCGGACGAGAGGGGCGGAGGAGGGGAAGGGCCCGGGUACGUCAAGGUGAUGACCGACGAGCAGAUGGAGGUGCUCCGCAAGCAGAUCUCCAUCUACGCCACCAUCUGCGAGCAGCUCGUCGACAUGCACCGUGCCCUCACCGAGCACCAGGACUCCAUAGCAGGAAUGAGGUUUAGCAAUCUGUACUGUGAUUCUCUAAUUGUUCCUGGAGGUCACAAGAUCACAGCAAGGCAGCGAUGGCAACCAACACCGAUGCAGCUGCAGAUCCUCGAGAACAUAUUUGACCAAGGCAAUGGAACACCCAGCAAGCAAAAGAUAAAGGAGAUAACAGCGGAGCUCUCACACCAUGGCCAGAUCUCUGAGACAAAUGUCUAUAACUGGUUUCAGAAUAGACGGGCACGGUCGAAGCGGAAGCAGGCUGCUUCUUUACCAAACAACGCUGAAUCUGAAGCAGAGGUGGAUGAGGAGUCCCUUACUGACAAGAAGCCAAAGUCAGAUAGGCCACUCCACCAGAACAAAGCUUUGAGUGUUCACAAUGCUGACAGGAUCUCAGAGAUGGACCACUUUGACACAGAGCAUGAUCAAAUCGGUAGCAUGAUAUAUGGAUCCAAUGACAAUGGCUUGAGAUCGUCUGGCAGCUCGGCCCAGAUGGCCAUCUACGAGAACAUGAUGUCGAAUCCAAGAAUUGAUCAUUUCCCAGGGAAGGUGGAGAGCUCCAGGAGCUUCUCCCAUUUCCAACAUGGAGGAAACUUUGACAUGUUUGGGUGACAUCUUGCUGCACCGAAGUACCCUUGAACCCCUUGUAAAAAGUGAAGCAUGCAUUCGUUUAUUCUGACAUGAACUUUGAAGUAUAUCUGAGUGUCUCCGUUUUAGUUAUCUAUCACGGUCUUGUUGAAAUAGACGUAUGACGUAUGACUUAUUGAAUAGCUACCUCCGGAGGGUAGCCAGCGUUAGUGAAUCUGCUUUCUUGUUGAAAUAGCUUUAAGAAGUUGAUAUAGUGUUUUCCCGUAGCCUAUAUACGCUCAAUUAUUUGCAUGUAGUUUUCCACGGUUUGCAGUUUCAGCUUGAGAUUGUCAAAUGCAGCAGCUUUUUGUGGUCGAA
This is a messenger RNA of Phragmites australis (common reed), 1596 nucleotides long. RefSeq names its product WUSCHEL-related homeobox 8-like. Gene Ontology annotation, molecular function: DNA-binding transcription factor activity; DNA binding. The coding region runs from base 454 to 1263 and encodes 269 amino acids. NCBI's taxonomy places the organism in Eukaryota, Viridiplantae, Streptophyta, Magnoliopsida, Poales, Poaceae. The transcript is spliced from 3 exons. The record is from RefSeq and is a predicted model, not a curated record.